AUGAGCCUUGCCAUUCCAACCCCACAGGCUAUCAACACUCGUCACAAAGCACCGAACAACAAGGAGGAGACAGUUAAAAUUAAACGUCUACUUCCUGGCGAGUACGCAAAAGCUGUAGCUGGGUAUUCAACUCUGGGUACCGGUGCUGGUCAGAAUCAUGUCAAUCUUGGCCGGUUCCUGACUAAUACCCCGGAUUCGCCAAGAAUACACUCCCAGUCAAGACAAGGCGACGAUGGAUUUGUUACACUGUACGAUUUGGGGAACGUCCCGGUCAUGCAACCAUCAUCGCCGCCGCAUCAUCCUAGUUCUUCUGACGGAGAAGGCGAUGAAACAUCAGACGAAAAACGCCAUCAAGCUCUAGUGCCCGAGAAGUUUCAAGAUGCAGACAGCUUCUAUCGUUUCAACUUGGAGAAGCCUCCGCAGAGCUGCAUCAUAUUCUUACGGGGCUUUAUGACAGCGCAAUGGAUCAACAACAUUGGAGCCCGUUAUUUUGUUGAUCCGGAAUUCUUCUGUCGUCAUCUGGACUUUAGCCCUGUUAACGAUACUGCAAGCAACUUUUCAAUUCCCGCACUCCCAUCCUCGUCAGGUCACCUAAUAGAACUACCGAUAAUUACUAUCGGAAAACGGAGGGAUGGAACAUCGACAGAUAAUAUCAAUGAGAUGAGGAGUUUGGGUGCCUCUGCAUUAGCCAACCACUACCACCAAGUCUCAAAACUAGGGGCCUCGGGUUUGAAGCUUGGGGACUCGAUGAUCCGAGAAUAUCAUGUCUUUGACGAGAACCACUUCGCCAUCGAGCAAAGGGUUUCAAUCUGUAUGCAACAGCCAAAGAAGGAGAAUGACGCUAACCAGACCUUUACAUUGCUUGCAUGGCUAGAUGCUGCAAAACCAAGCUUAAUGGCCAAAGAUCCGUUCUACACAAUCAUCGAAAUCUUGGACUUCGCGGCGAGUUCACAGAUACAAUUUCUCAAUCUCAUCGAUGAGAUACAUCUGGCUACCUUAAGAGUCUAG
Messenger RNA from Fusarium poae, 1008 nucleotides. RefSeq lists its product as uncharacterized. The transcript is spliced from 3 exons. Lineage: Eukaryota; Fungi; Ascomycota; Sordariomycetes; Hypocreales; Nectriaceae. The record is from RefSeq and is a predicted model, not a curated record. Bases 1 to 1008 code for a protein of 335 amino acids.